AUUUAGUAGGGAUGGAUGAUAUACCAUUAUGAAUAAAAAUGCAUGAAAUAUGCAGAACCCAUCCUAAAGAAAAGUUACUUUUUGUUUGAGAAGAAAAAAAUCCAACGAAUAAAACAGGGUUCACGUAAGGUCCACUUUUAUAUAGCACACACUUGAAUGACACAUUAUGGCAUCCUUGCUUUGUCUCAAGUCUCCAUCUAGGCAUGCAUUCAGGUCCAGCCAUAAAUUCUGCUGUUUAUCAGAAAAAAAAGAGAGAAUGAAAAAGAACAAAUCAAAACAAACAAAAACAGAGGUUGCUAUUUCUGUGUUAGAGCAAUAACACAGAUAAGUUAUUGUAAGUACUUUUAAAACACAAUACAUUCUUCUUAAAUAGUGUUCUGUUUUCACUCUUUUGCAUGUGUGUGCUGUUGUUUCUAUUUUUCCUGAGGAAAAAGAUGCUGUUAUUGGAAAAUCCAGAGAACUAAUUAAUAAGUUUGUCAAUUUUAUCAAAUUUGUGCAUAUUUCUACCUUUUUCUUCCUUCAAAUUGAUGAGAAAGUUUGUGGAGAAGGUUUAACUGAAUUAAACUUCAGUGUGAGUACACAUCAUAUGAAAUAGCAGACAAUUGACGAUGGAGUGUCCUUAUGCCAUAAGCAUAGAACAAGUUCUAUUCUCAAGCAGCAGCAUGUUAGUCACUGAUGAAUGUCAUUGCUGUGUGCAAAGAUUAUAUGUUUCUUGCCUUAUGAAUGUUCUGUCUGGGCUAAAUUCUCCUCCCAGUUUAGUAUCUCCCAAUAGCUGUGAUAAUCUCUCCUUGGCCCUUAUCUCCUAUGACUUUCUCAGUCAGCCUUCAUUUAAGGUCCCCCUUUUUUCUCCCAGCAAUUAAAGGGUUUGGUUUCUGUGUCCAAAGUCCUCUCUUCCUAUAUCUUCUCACUCUUCCCUCUCUACCCUGCUGCCUUCAGGCGUUCUUCUGCCCAAUGUGUCUCCUCUUAUGAGUGCUUAUGCUUAGCAGUGCCUUAUCUCUUUUUGCCCUCAUUGAGGAUUUCUCUUUUUCACAGAUUCUUUUCCCGGUGCUCUUAGCUGACUUCGGAUAAUCCUCUUUUCCAAUCGUGAGUGCCCUGAGGAAGCUCUGAAGCUCUUUUUCAAGCCCAGCACAAGCUUCUAGCCCAGGAGGAAGGAAGGCACUGCCAGGAGUGUGGAGUGCUUGGCCUUUUGAAGAGAGGGAAUGGCUGCAAAUGAAGACAAGUGAGCAGUGUCAGUUUUCUUCCUGCCUUUCCUAUGUGAGCACAGGGCAGCCGAGGGGAGCUGGCAGCCCAGGGGAGCUGGCAGGCCCACCAGGGCUCAGCUACGGGGCGGAGGUGGAAGCACCCCUUCAUUCUGCUUUCAGCAGAGCAGCAAAAAUUGAUCAAGAUUUUCUUUGCCACUUUAUUGGUCCACCUGGACUUGCAAAGGGUUGCCAACUAACAGAGCUGAUGAAAGGUGCCCGAAUCAUCCUCUCAGAUGAUCCCUGCAGCAGCCCAAAAAGGCAACGCGAUUUAAUCUGCAGGCAGUCUCUCUAUUGGAUCCCCACCGACGUCUGUGCCGCUGCUCGGCGUGUCCUGUGGGGAAAGCGUAGCAUCCAGCCGCUGGCAUCUCCUCCUGGCGGAAGCACCCUUAGAAGUGGAGAAGAAAAAGAACUCCCGCUCGUGAGGCUCGCACGUGCUGCUCGCUGCCUCGGCCGAGUGCUGUGCUGAAGGAGCGGGACAUCUGCGCGCAUGGGAGAAGCAGCUGCUCCAGCCCGGGGCUGGGGCUGAACUUCCUGCAGCGCUUCGGGCUUGGAGUGAGCGCAGAGGGAGGCGAGCAGCAGGACGGGAAAGCGCAGCCCGGAGCGUAUAAAGACAGACUCGGUUAGAAUAUUUAAAGCUUAAUGGCCUCCGGCAUAAACAAGAGCCGGCAACCCGGGACUUGCAAUGGAUCUAAAGCCCCUCGCGGCAUUUCGGCAGAAGGAUACAAUAAGGAAAUUCACAUGCAAAUGUGCAAGAAGAUCGCCCAGCUCACCAAGGUGAUAUAUGCACUGAACACUAAGAAUGAUGAACACGAAGAUAGUAUACAGGCUCUGAGAGAAGCUCAUGAAGAAGAAGUUCAGCACAUUCUUGCUGAGAUGAAGGAAACUAUUCUCCAGUACAAAAGUAAAGUUGAAGAAGAACAGUUGCUGAGAAAACAUAUUCAAGCCCUUGAAACUGCAGUAGAACAACACAGGAAACUAAAGGAAGAAGCCUUGGCAGAGUUAACGUUGUGCAAGAAGCAGGUGGAAGAGAGGGAACCAAGAGCAGAAGUAAAAGUCACACAUGUGGCCCUUUCCACAGACACAAUAGAUACUAAUGCAGAAUUUGAAAACAAACGGACCAAUGGACAACAAAAUGAAUGCAAACUAUCUAGGAGAGAAAAUUUAGAUGAAGAUAUUUUUGCUGAAAAAUUGAGCAUGGAGGGUCGAGUUCUAAUAAAGGAAAUGGAAAACCUGAGGAGUGAGAACCAAGGAGCAAUUAAAGAAUAUACUCAGAAAACAAGCCAACUGCGAGCCUCCUGUGAGAGGGGAAGAGAGUCUUUGAAAAAGUCUACACAGCAAUCUAUGACAGAAACAAGGAAUCAUCAUCAGCAAAGAGAAAUGGAGCAAAGAAAUUGCUCAGAGGCUGAGAAAGGUUUUUGGAUGCAGCAGGUAAAGAAACUGGAGGCAGACCUAGAGGAGAAAAGUCAGAAGAUAAAUGAGAGGAAGAAACAUUCCCAGAAGCUCAAAGAAAGAAUACAGGAACUCCAGACGCAGCUAGAGGAAUUUAAAAGAAAAUCUGAGUGUGAAAUAAAGCAACUAGAGAAAGAAAAAGAAGCCCUAACUGGGAAACUUCAAAACUCUUCACUUGAGGUGGCUCAGCUGAGGCAAAUACUAGACCAACAAGCAGAUAAUUUCAAGGAGUCACUGAAGAAACACAAUCUGCAGUCCAGCAAAGAAAAGGAGAAGCUUUUGCAGGAUCUUCAAAACACCAUUAAAGAAAACCAGAACGUUAAACUGCAGCUGGAAGCGUCACAUCAAAAAGUUUUAAAAAUGUUGGAGAAAAACAAAAAACAGGAACUCAAGGAGGCAGAAGAGCGUUUGAAAAAGGAGUUUAAUGAGACUUUCAAAAUCCAACAUCAGUCUCAUAGGCUGGAAAUGCAAACCUUGGAAGAGAGAGCAAAGAAAGAAUUACAGGAUGAACUCGAGCAGAUACAGAAGCAGCAAACUCUGUUGCUAGGAUCUCUAAGGGUAGAAAUUUCUGAGCAACAGACAUCAUGCACAAAUCUCAAAAAACAAAUAGAAGAGCUCCAAAUGGAGUUGAGGAGCGUGAGGACCUUGAAGAAGCAACAGGAAGGAAGCAGCCAGAACCAGAUUAGAUCUCUUCAUGAUGAACUGGAAAAAUGUCAGAGUGAAAUUUCUGAGCUCAAAAAAGAGAACUCACUUUUGAAGGACACAAUGGAAUUACUCAGUGCUGAGUUGGAGACACAGAAGCAAGAACCUGCACAGCUUCAGGAUAAGGAGAAGCAACACAAAAGGAUAUUCUUGAACUGCAACCCCCACUUUAUCAUGGAAGUAGAUGCAUUUUGCAGCCUUCUUUGGAUACUUAAAAAAUUAGAAGAAAACACAAGAAAACCAGAAUCCAGACCAGAAGAUAUACACCUUAUAAGUUGCCUGCAAGAUAAACUAAGUGAGAGAGAGGAAAUUAUUAAGCAGCUGGUGGAAGGAAGAAAAUUUCAGCAUUCACUUUUAGCCAGUACUGAAUCUUACAGAAAUCGAUCUUUUUCUUUCACCCCUAAUCCUGGGUGUUUGACUCCUAUGAAGCAGCAGAAGAGACCAGUUGAGGUGCCCAGUCGUGUUGUCAGUGUACCAAAUUUAGCUUCCUACGCAAAGAGCUUUUUGAGUGGUGACUUGAGAUCAAAAAGAAAUGCUCCUCAAAUAACAAAAUCAACGAGCUUAGACCAGAGUCCUGGAUGCCUCAGAGUGGGUUCUCCAACAGCACAGACUUCAGACAGCAGCACUUCCAUAAGGAUGCAUGGCAGUGAACCACCACAAACCAAAGAUGACCAAAUGCAAGACCCUGAGCAUCAAGAGUGGUUUACUAAAUACUUUUCUUUUUAAAGCAGAUAAUUUACAUACUCCUCAGAUUUACCAGAAAAGCUGUUUGUUUUCUGCUAGGGAAUGUUAAUCUAAUAAGUUCUGCAACAAAAAGUGUCGAAAUAAUUUCCAAGGAUAUUGUUAGGAACAACAGCACUCUCUUACAUCUAAUUAUAAUGGAAUUACAGGCAUAGAUUUCAGCAAAAUGCAUUUUUUGUAAUAACCUCUGAAAAAAAAAAAAGAAAAAAAGAAGAAAAAGCAAAAUUCUUAAUACUGCUGUGUAAAAUUACUUUUUACUCAAGAGAAUGUAUCAUUCCACAAUUACAUUAAAUAUUCAUUUUGUCCUCUAAUGUCCUGCUACAGACUCCAGAUGAAGAUAUUACUUCUAAGUAAGUGAUUUCUCUAGGUUUAUAUGCUUGCUUCAUCAGCUGUUUUUUGCAUAGUAAUGUAAUUUUGUUUUAAAUUGGUUUCUUGUAAAGUUGUUUUAUGCUGAGCAGCAUGUGAUACACAUCUAAGAAUAGCAAGUUUACAGCAAGCUGUUUUAAAAAUGUUUUCUGCUUAGCUUAAUGGACUGUUUUGUAUAGCGUUGUCAUGUAAUGUUCCUGGUGCACUUCAACUUAUGUAACAGUCAGCCUGAUGAAUCAGGAUAGUAUGUAAGUACGAACAUUAAAACUUGCUUGUAAGUAACCAAC
Molecule: messenger RNA, 4786 nt
Organism: Tympanuchus pallidicinctus (lesser prairie-chicken)
Lineage: Eukaryota; Metazoa; Chordata; Aves; Galliformes; Phasianidae
Gene: FAM184B
Product: family with sequence similarity 184 member B
Exons: 14
Coding region: 1881-4118 (745 amino acids)
Source: RefSeq, a predicted model, not a curated record